Pyricularia grisea is the source of this 1127-nucleotide messenger RNA. RefSeq lists its product as uncharacterized. The transcript is spliced from 2 exons. The coding region runs from base 105 to 1127 and encodes 340 amino acids. The record is from RefSeq and is a predicted model, not a curated record. Lineage: Eukaryota; Fungi; Ascomycota; Sordariomycetes; Magnaporthales; Pyriculariaceae. Gene Ontology annotation, biological process: retrograde vesicle-mediated transport, Golgi to endoplasmic reticulum.
ACCAGAAGAUCUGAAGUGAUCAUUUGAACUUUUUUUCUUUCUUUUUUGAACCACGAUACCCUCAAGUCAGAAACGGAUCUUUGCAUAAAUAAACCCAAGAAAAAAUGACAGAAUCAGCAGACGCAGACGCCGCCGCCGCCGCCAGGGCAUCAGAGCAGGCCCGCCUACGCAAGGAGCGGCGCGAGGCCAAGAUCAAGGCUGGCGGCAGCGCGCGCCUGAACAGGAUCACUGGCCUUGGUGGUGGUUUCCAGCGCGACCCUAUCCCGACAGCAACAGCGUCAGGAACCGACGCCACCACCGCCGCCUCCCCCGCGCCAGCAACAGCAGCAGCACCGGUAUCAGACCACGCCGACCCAGAUGAGGUCGACAUAUCCAACCAGCACUUCCCCUCUCCUAGACAACAGCAACAACAACAACAACAACAACCCCCUUCGGAAAUGUCAGAGGCUCAGCUCCGCCAACUGAUGCUGGGCAUGGACAUGCCGCGGGGCGAUGGCUCCGCGCCGGCAAACCCUUUCGCCGCAAACCCCUUCCUCAACCCCGGCGUGGGCGGCGGCCAGCCCGGCGGUCCCGAAGACCCCAUGCUCAAGAUGCUGCAGCAGAUGAUGGGCGGACAGAUGCCCGGCGGCGGUGGCUUCCCCGGCAUGCCAGGCGCCCCGCAACAGCAGCAGCAGCAACAACCACCACCACCCCUCGACACCUACUCGGCCGCCUGGCGCAUCCUGCACCUCGUCGUGGCGCUGGGGCUGGGUCUGUACAUUGCACUGACGGGCGCGUUCACGGGGACGCUCGAGGCGCGGGACGCGGCGCGGCUUGCGUCCGACGCCGGCGGCAUGUCGUCUGCGGACCUGGACGAGAGCAACAGCCGCGCCCGCUUCUUUUACAUGUUCGCCACGGCCGAGGCGGUGCUGCUGACGUCGCGCUUCUUCCUCGACCGGUCCCGCGCCCCUCCGCCCGGCAUCCUCUGGACCGUCGCCGGGUUCUUGCCGCCGGCCAUGAAGCGGUACCUCGAGACGGCGCUGCGGUACGGUCAGGUCUUUACGACAGUCAGGUCGGACUUGCUGGUUUGCGUCUUUGUGUUGGGGGUUUGUCACUGGUGGAGGACUUUGGGGGUUGUUGGGUUGUGA